This is a messenger RNA of Gracilinanus agilis (Agile Gracile Mouse Opossum), 1368 nucleotides long. It is a transcript of the gene IL1R1, whose product is annotated as interleukin 1 receptor type 1. Bases 1 to 1368 code for a protein of 455 amino acids. Gene Ontology annotation, molecular function: interleukin-1, type I, activating receptor activity. Gene Ontology annotation, biological process: signal transduction; regulation of inflammatory response. The transcript has 7 exons. NCBI's taxonomy places the organism in Eukaryota, Metazoa, Chordata, Mammalia, Didelphimorphia, Didelphidae. The record is from RefSeq and is a predicted model, not a curated record.
AUGAUGACUUUGUUUUGGUAUGCUAGCUUCAUAAUUAUACUGAUUUCUCCUCUUAAAGCUGAUAAUUGUGUGGAGGUUAAAGGACAACUAAUCCUAGUUAUUUUUGAGGAUGAACUCGAUGUUCGUCAGUGUAGUCAAAGAGUAUUUGGCUCUCACAGUAAUCGAAGUUGGUAUAGAAGUGAUGGUAAGACACUCAUCUCAAUGGAUCAGAACUCUAGGGUUCACCAGUACAGAGAGAUGCUUUGGUUUGCUCCAGCUGCUGAAGAGGAUACAGGAUAUUAUUACUGUAUUGAAAGAAAUUCUACCCAUUGCCACAAAGAGAGAUUCACGAUAAACAUUUUGAAGAAAAAUCCUGGAACAUGUCAUAAUGAACAAAAUGAUUAUAGACAAAGAUUACCUCUGGGACCAGGUGGCUUCAUUGUGUGUCCCCAUUUGGAUAUUUUUAAAGAUGAAAAUAAUAAUCUACCUAAAGUACAGUGGUACAAGUGUUUCUUGAAUAGAAUCCCCAAUUUAACCAAAACGAACCCCAGUACAGAGGUUUCCAGGCUUAACAUUUCCAAAGUGCAAAGUAAACAUUAUCUGUACCCAUUUAUCUGUUCGGUUAAAAAUAAUGUUGGUGAAGUUUCAGCAUAUAUUGCCUUGAUACCACCAGUUCCGAAUUAUAAGAUAUACCUGAUUGCUGGAUUCAUCACUUUGACAUUAGUAAUUACAUUCUCCAUGAUUAUCUACAAAAUUUUCAAGGUUGAAAUUGUGCUUCUGUAUAGGGAUUCUUGCCAUCCUUAUUUCCUGAAAAAAGUUUCAGAUGGAAAACUCUAUGAUGCAUACAUACUAUAUCCAAAAAAUUUUGGAGAAGGGUCUACCUAUACCUCAGACAUAUUUGUGUUGAAAAUCUUGCCUGAAGUUUUGGAAAAUCAGUGUGGAUAUAAUCUUUUCAUCUAUGGAAGGGAUGACCUUGUUGGAGAAGAUGCCAUCAGGGUCACCAAUGAGAGUGUUAUGAAAAGCAGAAGACUGAUUAUUGUCUUAGCGGGAGAAUCAUCAAGUUACAACUGGCUGGGAAAUACAUCAGAACAGCAAAUAGCUAUGUAUAAUGCUCUUGUCCAAGAUGGAAUUAAAAUCAUCCUGGUUGAACUAGAAAAAAUUAAAAGCUAUGAGAAUAUGCCAGAAUCUAUUAAAUACCUCAAACAGAAAUAUGGUGUCAUCCAAUGGUCAGGGGACUUCAUGGAAGAAACCCCGUCUGCAAAGACAAAAUUCUGGAAAUGUGUCAGGUACCAUAUGCCAGCACAGCGGCAUUGGUCUUCUUCCCCAAGGGAACCCCUGGCCUUAGACUCUGUGCUUAACUAUAAGAAGAAACAGCACAUAGCACUUUGA